This is a messenger RNA of Meira miltonrushii, 1980 nucleotides long. Its product is annotated as Nucleotidyltransferase. The record is from RefSeq and is a predicted model, not a curated record. Gene Ontology annotation, biological process: double-strand break repair via nonhomologous end joining. Gene Ontology annotation, cellular component: nucleus. NCBI's taxonomy places the organism in Eukaryota, Fungi, Basidiomycota, Exobasidiomycetes, Exobasidiales, Brachybasidiaceae. Gene Ontology annotation, molecular function: DNA-directed DNA polymerase activity; DNA binding. The coding region runs from base 46 to 1782 and encodes 578 amino acids. The transcript has a single exon.
CUACCUCAACAUCUUCAGACUUGGUGGUUGACCUUGGCUUCGGCCAUGUCGAACUCUGUGCAUCAAAGCACACCUUCUCCAAAUAGGAAAGGGAAGCAAAAACGAAUCGACCUGAUCGAACCACAAAAUGAAUCUUCCCCUAAACGACAGCGGGUAUUGAGCAGUGCAACACGAAUUUUUAUCUUGGCCGAUAAAUUAACAACGGAAGAGCAUGAUGCUUUACGAUCUUUGGUGGUCGAUUUGGGCGGAAUGAAUGCAAAUAUGACAUUUGCAAAUGUCAUCUUGACAUCAAUGCGUGCUCCACGUAGGAUCGAACGUUAUUUGAAUGCGGACGUGAUCAAUCGACAUGUGCCAGUUUUGCAUACUUCUUGGCUUCACGACUCAGCUCGUGAACGAUUAUUGUUGGCGUACGAGCCAUACAAGAUUAUGGGUGGUGCCAGUCCUGAACUAGAGAAACAAAGAGAAGAGCUUGGUCUAGAUGUUGUGGGAUCAUCUGAGCAUGAGCAGACAGAGGAAAAGAAGGCUAUCCCGCCACCUUCUCCUCCACAUUCAGAUAGCCAAACGUUGCAGGAAGAGACAAAUGAUGACGACUCACAAACAGAGGAUGAAGAUGAUGCCACCUUUCAGCGGGCUCUUACUCCCUUUCAGUCCACUCAACAAGAAGAUUGCGAGGGUGAUCCGGAUUGGAAGAAUGUGGAUUAUGCAUGCAUGAGACCAUCUCCUCUCAAAUCAAAACAAAAUCAAGCAUUGGUGGACGAAUUGGAAGUGUUGCGUCUUCAACGCAUCCUUGCUGGGAAACAAGAGAUGAAUGCUACAGCAUACGGGCGUGCAAUCAGUGCAAUCAAGGCAUAUCCCCACUCUCUGCAGCCGAAUCCAUCCAACGCAAAGAACUUGAAAGGAGUUGGACCAAAGAUUGCAAAAUUGAUUGUGCAAUAUUACGAAGAAGGUCGGAUUGCUGAAGUGGAUGCAAUCCGCAAAGAUUCUGCAUUUCAGACAAUGAGCAGGUUUAUGCAAUUAUACGGUGUAGGCCCAAAACGUGCAAGGGAGUAUUACAGCGGAGGCGCAAGAUCGAUGGACGAUGUGAUAAAAAUGGGAGGAAGUUUGGGCGUUCAUCUACAUAUUGACGAAUGCUUGCGAAUCUUACCGGAUCUGCAACGCACAAUACCACGCUUGGAAGUGGAAGAGAUUUCAAAGACCAUCUUUGAUGAACUCAACAUCAUUGCUCCUGGUUCAACGUAUGUCAUCUGUGGAGGUUAUCGCAGGGGAAAGCCAGAAUCAAAUGAUGUGGAUAUCGUCAUCAGUCUACCACGCCCUCUGCAGCGAGGUGAAGAGCCCGAUCGAGGAAUUUGGAAUGUGAAAGAGCAAAUCGCAGUGAUGGACAAAUUGUUGAAAACGUUGAAACGAAAAGCAUUCAUCACUCAUGUUGUGAAUGUGAGCACACCUGCUUCCGUAUAUGAGAUGACUUAUAGCCGAUUAGAAUUGGCAGAAGUUGUGGUUAUGCCUUCGAGAUCCGAAACAAUCCCUGUUCCUCGUUAUCGUCGUGUGGAUAUCAUCCUUGGCCCUUGGGAAACGCAUGGAGCUGCGGUGCUUGGAUGGACAGGAAGUCGACAAUUCGAAAGAGAUAUAAGAUUAUUGGCUAAACACAAAGGGUUCACUUUUCACUCGACCGGACUUGUUCAUCAAGGCGAACGUGCUCCGUUAAGUACGCCACAGGAAGAGGAUAUCUUUGAGAUAUUGGGACUGGAAUAUAUGCCUCCGAGAUUACGAAAUUGUGAUGCUUAAUGUUAUUGUAUUAUACAUUGAAUCUAUACCCUUCUAUCAUCUGUAUCAUUCCCCAUAAAAUUCAAUCAUUGCUUCUACUACUUCUCUGGAUGCCAAUGGUGAAUCAUGUCCGCUCUCUGCCAUGAUCCAAUCUUUCACUGUAAUACCUUCUUUUGAGGACCACUCUUUUUCGAGAAUCUUUGCGAGGUAGGUUUUGCC